Molecule: messenger RNA, 8359 nt
Organism: Mytilus trossulus (common blue mussel)
Lineage: Eukaryota; Metazoa; Mollusca; Bivalvia; Mytilida; Mytilidae
Product: CCR4-NOT transcription complex subunit 1-like
Exons: 49
Coding region: 218-8059 (2613 amino acids)
Biological process (GO): nuclear-transcribed mRNA catabolic process, deadenylation-dependent decay; negative regulation of translation
Cellular component (GO): CCR4-NOT core complex; P-body
Molecular function (GO): molecular adaptor activity
Source: RefSeq, a predicted model, not a curated record
AAGUCGGGAAGUCUCGGCACGGAUUUAACAUGGCUGCUGUGACGCCAUGUCGGUGUUGAAAAUGACAAUGUAAAAUCGUAGAAAUUUCCAGAUGCCAGGCCAACAGAGGCCCCAUAUGACUAAUUUACUUUAUAAUUAUUGUGCAGAGAGUGUAUAUAGUGGACUAAGAGAGCUUCAAACUGAUUUGGGGCUUUCGUUUUCAGUUUAAUGGAAUAAUAUGAAUCUUGACUCAUUAUCUUUUGCCUUGGCUGAAAUAAGUUAUUCAGUGGCCAAUUUGACAAAGAAAAAUUUUAAAUCGAGUAUAACAGAAAUAAGUCAUCUUGUAAAUCAACACGGAGCAGAAGCUGAUAGACAUUUAUUUCGUUGUCUUUUUUCUCAUGUUGACUUUAGUGGUGAUGGUCGUAGUAGUGGAAAAGACUUUCACCAGACUCAGUUUUUGAUUCAAGAGUGUUGUUCAUUGCUGAGUAAACCCAAUUUUGUAUCCAUUUUGUGUUAUUCUGUUGACAAUCCAUUACAUCAUCAAAAGAAUUUGAAACCCUCCCCUCAUUUGCUGCCACAGAUCAGCAAAGUUAUAAAAUUAAAUCGUGUUCAAGAAGUAACAUUUGGCAUUGCACUUCUCCAUUCUUCAAACAGCGAGACUCGUCAAUACGCAAGCCAGUUUGUCAGACAGAAGCUUCCUGACCUUAUAAGAUCCUAUGUCGAUCCAGAAUCAAGUUUAAGACAAGAAGGUGGACUACAGGACGUUGCCAUAGAAGUUUUACAUCUACUCGUGGUUCACCUCAUUCGUAACAAGGAUAACUUUGGGAUCGGAAACGAUCAAAAGGAAGUCUUUUUGUCAACAUUAAGGAAAGAUUUCCCACACGAAAGAGUUCCAGUUAUUUUGGGACCUUUAUUGUAUCCAGAAUCUGAAGAUUUAGCUGUUGAUAAAUUGACAGACAUAUCAAAUAUGCCUAAAUCAGUGGUAUGUAAAUCUAACAUGCCAAACUCAGUGUUUGAUUCCUCCUUGGAUUACAUGAUCUUAGAAAGAGGAUACAGUUGUACUCAAAGUCCUGAAGAAUGCAGACAAAUGCUAAUGCAGUUUGGAGUAAGGGAAAUAACACCUGCAUCAGUUGCCAAGGUACUUGGAAUGAUGGCAAGAACACCAACAGGGCUAAAUGUGGACCAGGUGGCUUCUGACUGGGAUAUGUCAGAUAAAACAGAGAAGCCUGGGGUAAAUACAUGGAAUGUUGAUGUCUUCAUUGGAGUGGUACAAGAAUUGGUAUGUACCUCAUGGAACAACAGACAGGCUCCUCACUUUAACUGGAGAGAUGUUGUUAUAGAACUUGAUCACCCUAACUUCAUGGUCCUCAACAAAAAAGGACUAAGGUUACUUGUACAGGGACUGAUUAAAGGACUACAGGAAGUGUUCCCCAUUGAUUACAUAUACAGACCCUGGAAAAAUACAGAGGGACAGUUGUCAUUGAUUGUACAGGCGUUACGUAACCCAGAUGUGUUCUGUUUUGCUGAUUACCCUUGUCACACAGUUGUAACAGACAUACUUAAGGCAGCACCAGAUGAUGACAAUAGAGACAUAACAACAUGGAGAUCAUUGGAUAUGGUUGAGACAUUACUGAGGUUAUCUGAAGCAGGACAUUACCAACAAAUAUCAGAGUUGUUCAAGUUCCCAAUACAAAACUGUCCAGACAUGCUGGUAUUGGCAUUACUACAAAUCACACCUACAUGGAACACGUUGAAACAAGAACUAAUCUCUACUUUGAUGCCAAUAUUCCUUGGAAAUCAUCCAAAUUCAGCUGUUGUACUGCAUUAUGCAUGGCAUUGUCAGGGUCAUUCCAAUACAAUACGUACCCUGAUUAUGCACUCUAUGGCUGAAUGGUACAUGAGGGGAGAGCAACAUGACCAGAACAGAUUAUCUAGAAUCCUGGAUUGUGCUCAAGACUUAAAGGCAUUGUCAAUGUUGUUAAAUGCCACACCAUUUGCCUUUGUGAUAGACCUAGCUUGUCUUGCCUCCCGUAGGGAGUACCUCAAGUUAGACAAGUGGUUAUCAGAUAAGAUCAGAGAACAUGGAGAACCAUUUAUACAGACUUCUGUUAACUUUUUGAAAAGAAGAUGUCCCCAGUUGAUGGGUGGACCACCAAAGGACGACCAGCAACAGAUCAAAAGUCAAAUGCUACCUCCAGACACUAUAGGGACAAUGUUGGCAUGUCUGCAGCAGUGUGCUAGUCAAGUAUCACAAGAGCUGUCAGAAGCCAUAUUAACAAUGGUUGCCAAUGCCAAUAUUUUGAUGAACAAGACUAGACCAGUUGGUCCUGCUGGAAUGGGACCAAAGCCUACUAUACCAAAUAUUGGUCCAUCAUUAGGAAAUCCUCUGGAUUCAAUAGAGAAUUCAAACCCAUUAGGAAUCCCAAAAUCUUGGGGCAUGAGUGGUGGUGGUUUUCCACAGACUCUGCCUACCAGUGGAACAGGAUUUCCACCCAGUUUGUCUUCAAGUGGAACAGGAUUUCCACCUAGUUUAUCUACUAGUGGAACAGGAUUUCCACCAAGUUUAUCUACUAGUGGGGCAGGAUUUCCACAGCCUUUGUCAAGCAGUGGUGCGGGAUUUCCUCAAAGUUUAUCCAGCAGUAACUCUGGAUUUCCACAAAGUUUAUCCUCCAGUGGUUCUGGAUUUCCACAAAGUUUGUCCACUAGUGGCUCAGGAUUUCCUCAAAGUAUAUCUAACAGUAACUCUGGAUUUCCUCAAAGUCUUACUAGCAGUAACUCUGGAUUUCCUCAAAGUCUGACCAGCAGUAACUCUGGAUUUCCUCAAAGUCUGACCAGCAGUAACUCUGGAUUUCCUCAAAGUCUUACUAGCAAUAGCUCAGGAUUUCCACAAAGUCUAUCAACCAGUGGAUCAGGAUUUCCACAAAGUCUAUCAACCAGUGGCUCAGGAUUUCCACAAAGUCUAUCAACCAGUGGCUCAGGAUUUCCACAAAGUUUGUCCACUAGUGGCACUGGAUUUCCUCAACCUUUGUCUAGUAGCAGUGGAGCAGGAUUUCCACAGAGCCUGGCAUCCCUUACAACAUCAACCACACCUGGUUCCCCAGCUAAGGGAUUUCCUCCUACAAGCGCUAGCUUUGGUGCAAUACAAUCUUUAACAUCACAGCUACAAAAUAUAUCAAUGGGGAACAACCCUAUAGGAGCCCCUAGGAGCUCUGUUAACUCAUUAGGUGCCAUAAUGGCUGGAGCUGGGAUAAAACCAACACAGCCACAGCAGCCACAAACACCACAGUCAACACAGCUUCCAGGUCAACAACAGCCACCCAUUAGACCAGCUCCAUCUGGUGACAUGACAAAUAUAUUUGCUGACAUAUCCCAGCAGUUUUCUACUGAAGUAGAAGACGAAGCUAAUUCAUACUUCCAGAGGAUUUAUAACCAGCCUCCACAUCCUACCAUGUCUAUUGAUGAAGUCCUGGACAUGCUCAAAAGAUUUAAAGACUCUCCUAAUAGGAGAGAAAAGGAUGUGUAUGAAUGCAUGCUGAGAAAUUUAUUUGAAGAAUACAGAUUUUUCCCACAGUACCCUGAACGAGAAUUAUUAACCACUGCAUACCUUUUUGGGGGUAUAAUUGAAAAGGGGCUUGCAACGUAUAUGGCUUUAGGCAUUGCAUUGCGAUAUGUUUUAGAAGCCUUGAAGAAACCACACAACACAAAGAUGUACAUAUUUGGUAUUGCUGCUUUAGACAGAUUCAAAACCAGAUUAAAGGAUUAUCCUCAGUAUUGUCAACAUCUGGCAGCUAUACCUCAUUUUAGUCAGUUCCCUCCUCAUCUCAUAGAGUUUGUUGAAUAUGGUGCUAGAUCUCAAGAACCCCCUCCACAUACAACAUCAUCUAGAAGUUUGACUCCAACGGUGCCAGGCAUUUCUAAUGCCCUGACAGCAGGACUGACCAAUAACCUUGGUAUAACGUCAGGCACUGUAACACCGACUACAACAUUGGAGAGUAUGGUGGCCACUACAACAACCUUGACAACUUCUGUAACAACAACAGCAACCACAUCAGUAAAACCAGCCGCAGCUCUGCCAAAACCAUCAAUAGCUAGUGCUACAAAUAUUGACACAUUGUUAGCAGGACAAUUAAAGGAAAACAUACCACCUCCUCCAGAAUCAGUUCAGGAUAAAAUAUUUUUCAUAUUCAACAAUCUAUCUUUGGCUAAUAUGAAUCAAAAGGGUGAGGAAUUGAAAAAGGAAGUCUCAGAAGAUUAUAUGCCUUGGGUUGGUCAAUACCUUGUCAUGAAGAGGGCCAGUAUUGAACCUAACUUUCAUACAUUGUAUGCCGCCUUUGUUGAUGUACUUGGAACUGGAGAAUUUCAACAGCAAGUUAUCAGAGAGACUUUUAGAAAUAUAAAGGUUUUAUUAUGCAGUGAUAAAGGAGAUGCCAAUUUUUCAGACCGAACAUUACUGAAGAAUUUAGGUCAUUGGAUAGGAAUGCUGACGCUAGCAAAGAAUAAACCUAUUCUUCAACUUGAGAUAGAUAUCAAGUCCUUGCUGUAUGAAGCUUACCAAAAAGGAGCAAGAGAACUACUGUAUGUUGUGCCAUUUAGUGCUAAAAUAAUAGAAUCAUGUGCUAAAAGUAAGGUUUUUAAACCUCCAAAUCCAUGGACAAUGGGAAUAAUGAAUGUUUUGGCAGAGCUACAUAUGGAACCAGAUCUGAAAUUGAACCUGAAAUUUGAAAUAGAAGUUUUAUGUAAAACUCUAAGCAUUGACCUCAGUGACUGUCGACCAACUUUGUUUCUGAAAGAUGUUAGUAGAAUAUCAGAUAUAGAGCCCCAGUUGUCACCAGGUAGUAAACUGCCACAUCCACUGCCAGACUUGACCCCACAGCCUGGGGACCAAGCAGCCAUGAUGACGGCUGGAACACCAACUGUUCCUACAACAGCCAGAGGAACAACACCAACAACGACUCCUAACUUACCACCACGUCCUCAGUUCUCUUACGACGAUGUCAAUACUGCUAACAUGGCUACCAUUGGUAAUCUGUGUACUAUUAACGAUCAGAUUGCACUAUUCCAAGCCAAUCCUCAGCUGAAACAGCUGGUCAAGAUUGCAGUUGAAAAGUCUUUACAGGAGUUACUUCCCCCUGUUGUUGAAAGAACAAUCAAGAUUUCAUUGGUGACCUGUGAACAAAUCAUCAAAAAGGAUUUUGCAUUGGAUCCUGAUGAAAGCAGAAUGAGAGCAGCUGCACAUCACAUGGUGCGUCACAUGAUUUCUGGACUGGCUUUAAUCACUAGCAGGGAACCAGUACUUGUUAAUAUCAGCAACAAUUUAAAAAGUGCUUUCCUGUCAACACUAAGGAUUGAUGCCAAUUUCCAAGGAGCAACACCACAACAAAAAGAAAUGAUAGAACAAGCUGCACAACAAGUAGCUCAGGACAAUACAGAAUUAGCUUGUGUCUUCAUCCAGAAAACUGCCAUAGAAAAAGCAAUACCCGAUAUUGACAAGAGAUUAGCUACAGAGUUUGAACUUAGAAAACAUGCUAGAACAGAGGGUAGACGUUAUUGUGAUCCUGUUGUACUGACAUAUCAAGCUGAGAGAAUGCCUGAACAAAUCAGAUUAAAGGUUGGAGGAGCCACUCCAAGUCAGUUAUCUGUAUAUGAAGAGUUUGCCAGGAACAUACCAGGAUUUCUACCAGCUGGAGAUCCCUCCUUUCCUCCGGGAGCUGUACCUGCUAAACCACAGCCUACGUACAGUGAUGAAUCCUUCCAAUUGUUUGAGAGAAUAAUUCGUGAGAUAGAGCAACAUGUACAACAGUUACAGAUUAUGUUCCCUGCCAGUAACCCACAGAUCAAUCAGCUCCACAGUCUUCUGGAAGCCUUGACCAUGCUCAGGAAUUCCAGGGAACAAGUCACAGUAGUCAAUCUAAUACAAAAAGCUGUUGAAGGUUUAUUAGAACAUCUGCAAGGAUUGUCAGCUGAUCAGGAACUAACGUUGAGGUUCAAGGAAUGUAACUUGACAGUUCUGAGAGCACUACAAGAAAUGAGAGCUUUUGGAUUUGGUGGAUCCUGGACAAAUAAACAAGUCACUAGGUGUAUGAUAGAAGCUAACGAACAACACAAAUAUACCAUAGAAGCUGUAGAUUGUCUGAUACGAAGUCAGCUAGUAAAUAUGCCCCAGUACGACAUGUAUCUAGCCCAGCUGAUGGAGAAUGGUAUGAACUAUAUGGCUGUUAAUCUAGCCAUGCAGGUCGUCCAAAGAUUCUGUGUUGAUGAUAAGGCUUCAGCUACUGAGAGUGACUUUACAAACACUAUAGAAGCAUUGACAACAAUAUCGACCAGAACAAGACAAUCCCCAGAAGGCUUGAGUAACUUACUGGAGAACUUGAGACCAAACACUGACUUUGGCUUAGAGAGAGCAUUGGGAGGUCCCACUACUAUGAUGCAGACUGGUAUACUACAAGCCAGAGAGAUAGAUGACCCUCCUGGACUCCAUGACAAAGCAGAACUGUUACUGCGAGAUUGGGUGAACAUGUACCACUCACCCCAGGCAGGACGGGACAGCACAAAGGCAUUUACAGCAUUUGUUCAAUCGAUGCACCAACAAGGAAUACUAAAGACAGAUGAUCUGAUUACACGUUUCUUUCGUCUUUGUACCGAGAUGUGUGUAGAUUUGUGUUACAGAGCCUUAAUAGAUCAGACCCAGAACCCUGCUAUUGUUAGGACUAAAUGUUUCUAUACACUUGAUGCCUUCGUAAGGCUGAUUGCACUGCUGAUCAAACAUUCUGGUGACACUACAAACACAAUCACAAAGAUUAAUUUGUUAAAUAAGGUACUUGGUAUAGUAGCUGGUGUAUUACUACAAGAUCAUGCAGUAAGAAACACAGAAUUUCAACAACUACCAUAUCAUCGUAUAUUUAUCAUGCUAUUUAUUGAACUCAAUGCACCAGAUCAUGUUCUGGAAAAUAUCAACUAUCAAGUCCUUACAGCUUUCUGCAAUACCUUCCAUGUGUUGAGGCCUGCCAAAGCUCCAGGGUUUGCCUAUGCUUGGUUAGAGUUGAUAUCUCACAGGGUAUUUAUUGGAAGGAUGUUAGCACUGACCCCACAACAGAAGGGUUGGGGAAUGUAUGCUCAGCUUCUGAUAGAUUUAUUUAAAUUUCUGUCUCCAUUCUUGAGGAAUGCUGAACUUACCAAACCUACACAAAUGUUGUAUAAAGGAACUUUACGUGUAUUAUUGGUGCUACUUCAUGAUUUCCCAGAAUUCCUCUGUGAUUACCAUUAUGCUUUCUGUGAUGUGAUACCACCAAACUGUAUUCAGAUGAGAAAUCUAAUCUUAAGUGCUUUCCCUCGCAAUAUGAGGUUACCAGAUCCAUUUACACCUAAUCUCAAGGUGGAUAUGUUGGCUGACAUUGCUCAUGCCCCAAGGAUACUUACAAACUUUGCAAAUAUGAUUCAGCCAGCACAGUUUAAAAAGGAUUUGGAUUCGUAUUUAAAGACCAGAUCACCAGUCACUUUCUUGUCUGAUUUACGUUCAUAUCUACAGGUAAAAAAUUCGAAUGAGCCAGGAAUGAGAUACAACAUUCCUCUGAUGAAUGCUUUAGUAUUAUAUGUAGGGACACAGGCAAUAGCUUUCAUCAAUAGUAAAGGACAAACACCUAGUAUGAGUACCAUAGCUCACUCAGCUCAUAUGGACAUCUUCCAAAACCUUGGAGUUGAUCUGGAUACUGAGGGUCGAUAUUUAUUCCUGACAGCAAUAGCCAACCAGCUGAGAUACCCCAAUAGUCACACUCACUAUUUCAGUUGCACGCUCCUCUACCUGUUUGUAGAGGCUAAUAUUGAGGCUAUUCAGGAACAAAUUACAAGAGUUCUAUUAGAAAGACUGAUUGUUAAUAGGCCACAUCCAUGGGGCUUGUUAAUCACAUUUAUUGAACUUAUUAAGAAUCCUCAGUUUAAAUUCUGGAACCAUGAGUUUGUCCAUUGUGCUCCAGAAAUUGAGAAAUUAUUUGAGUCUGUAGCCAGAUCUUGUAUGCAGCCAAAGUCCGGUGGAACAGGCAAUACACAAAACCUUAGAGAGACUGACACCACAGAACUUCACUGAUUUACAAAAUCAUGGCGUCACACAAGACAAUAAAUCCGUCAAAAUUUCGUUGUUGUUAAUUGUUGUGAACAUUUUUAAGAACAUUUGAAGGAUUAUGAAGACUUUUGUAUUUAUUUUUGUGAAAUGACAUCAAGAGAGGAUAUAUUUUGUUGAGAGUACAUCGGGCCACUAAGUAACUUGUUUCAUUUGUACAUAUGAUGUCAGAUCAUGACUCUGACUACAAUAAGUAUUGGUGACAAAGAUGUGUUGAGUGUCAAUACUUCCCCAAAUUUGUUUGAAUAAAUUAUAAAAUAUUAGAAA